This is a messenger RNA of Ceratina calcarata, 954 nucleotides long. Its product is annotated as glutamine amidotransferase-like class 1 domain-containing protein 3A, mitochondrial. The record is from RefSeq and is a predicted model, not a curated record. The coding region runs from base 1 to 819 and encodes 272 amino acids. Lineage: Eukaryota; Metazoa; Arthropoda; Insecta; Hymenoptera; Apidae. The transcript is spliced from 4 exons.
AUGCUACGUACGCGGAUUAUACGUAUACUACAAAAUGAGUACUUCACGACUGGGCACAUUGUGUCGUCUAGUAUCCAUACCUCACAGAUAGUCAGCAGAAAAUGUAAGAAGGAACGAGAAAAGAUGUGCGAACCAAUAUCCGUAGCUGUCAUUUUGUGCGGCUGCGGGUACAAAGACGGUACGGAGAUUUCGGAAGCUAUCUCGGCAGCGAUACACAUCAGCCAAAAGGAUAUGAAACCAUCGUUUUUCGCGCCGGACGUGGACAUUUGCGAGACGAUCGAUCAUCUUACUAAAGAGCCAGAUAUGAACUGCUCUACUAGGAACGCGCUGGUCGAAGCUGCCAGAUUAGCCAGAUCAAAAAUAAAACCGCUGUGCGAAUGCGAUUCUUGCAGACAUGCGGCACUCGUCAUUCCUGGAGGAAUGGGCGCCGCAAAAAUAUUGAGCAACUUCGCAGAAAGCGGAGCUGACUGUACUGUGCAUCCGGAUUUGGAAAAAAUUAUCGAAGAAUUUUAUUGUGAUAAAAAGCCAAUUGCAUCAAUGUGCAUUGCCAGUGCCAUUGUCGCAAGAGUGUUAAAGGGAGUGAAAGUAACGCUUGGGAAAGAUUCACCGAAAGAAGAUUGGCCGCACGCGGAAGCUAUUAAGAAAGUUAAGCAAAUGGGUGCCAAAGUUGAAUUAAAAGGUGUAAAAGGAGUGACCAAAUGUAAAAAAUACAACGUCUUCAGUACACCUGCCUGGUUGUACAAGCCUGCUACUUACGCGGAUGUUCAUAAUGGUAUAGGAAAGCUAAUUACAGCGUUAAGGAAAUCAAUGAACUUUUGACAACGAUGUCUCGUUUUUCAAAUACACAGUUCUACGUGAGUCAUAAAUACUGUUAACAGAAUGAAGUUGUAUUUUAUAGUAAUGUUUUUACUACAUCAAUUUACGUGUACAUAUUGAUCGAUCGCUUGAAAUAUA